Pezoporus flaviventris is the source of this 4033-nucleotide messenger RNA. RefSeq names its product Wnt family member 9A (gene WNT9A). The record is from RefSeq and is a predicted model, not a curated record. Lineage: Eukaryota; Metazoa; Chordata; Aves; Psittaciformes; Psittacidae. Bases 60 to 1151 code for a protein of 363 amino acids. The transcript has 4 exons. Gene Ontology annotation, cellular component: extracellular region. Gene Ontology annotation, molecular function: frizzled binding; cytokine activity. Gene Ontology annotation, biological process: multicellular organism development; neuron differentiation; cell fate commitment.
GCGGGGCCGUAGCGGGCGCGGCGGGGGAACGAGAUGAGCAGCGCCGGCGCCGCUGCAAGAUGCUGGAUGGACACGUCCUGCUGGGAUGGCUCUCCUCCUGCGCGCUCCUAGGGCUGCUCGCCUGCGCCCCGCGGCCCUCCGCCGCCUACUUCGGGCUGACAGGGAACGAACCCCUGACCAUCCUCCCUCUGACCUCAGAAAUGGAGGAAGCUGCCGUCAAAGCCCACUACAAAGUCUGUGAUCGCCUGAAGCUGGAGAAGAAGCAGCGCAGGAUGUGCCGGCGGGACCCCGGCGUGGCUGAGACCUUGAUGGAGGCAAUCAGCAUGAGUGCACUGGAGUGCCAGUACCAGUUUCGCUUUGAGCGCUGGAACUGCACCCUUGAGGGUCGCUAUCGGGCCAGCUUGCUAAAGAGAGGUUUUAAAGAGACAGCCUUCUUGUAUGCCAUCUCCUCCGCCGGGCUGACACAUGCCAUGGCCAAGGCAUGCAGUGCAGGGCGGAUGGAGCGUUGCACCUGCGAUGAGGCCCCUGAUCUGGAGAACCGUGAGGCUUGGCAGUGGGGUGGCUGCGGUGACAACCUGAAAUACAGCAACAAGUUUGUCAAGGAGUUCCUGGGGAGGAAGCCCAACAAGGAUCUGCGAGCCAGGGUGGACUUCCACAAUAACCUUGUGGGCAUGAAGGUCAUCAAAGCUGGAGUGGAGACAACCUGUAAAUGCCAUGGUGUAUCCGGAUCCUGUACUGUUCGAACGUGCUGGAGGCAGCUCUCUCCAUUCCAUGAAAUAGGGAAGCAGCUGAAACAGAAGUACGAGACAUCGCUCAAAGUGGGCAGCACUACCAACGAGGCCACAGGAGAAGGAGACAUCUCCCCACCCAAGAAGUCCAUCCCUGGUCACAGUGAUCAAAUCCCAAGGACUACGGAUCUUGUCUACAUUGACGAUUCCCCAAGCUUCUGUAUGAUGAGUAGAUACUCACCUGGGACUUCGGGAAGGAAAUGUUACAAAGACAAGAACUGUGACAGCAUCUGCUGUGGGCGAGGGCACAAUACACAGAGUCGGGUGGUCACCCGUCCAUGCCAGUGCCAGGUCCGUUGGUGCUGCUAUGUGGAAUGCAAGCAAUGCACCCAGAGAGAAGAGGUUUAUACCUGCAAAGACUGACAUGUCUUCUGCUCAAUGGCAACCCUUGGUGACGGGUGAUGGCGAUCUAUAAGAACUGCAUAUGGAGACAAACAGGGUUUGAUUGACCUUCUGGGAUCUGAAAGCUAUGUUGAGACAUAAGCACUUUGUAGGGUACAGGUGACCCAGCUGUGUUGCUGUUUUGUUUUUGUUUUGUUUUGUUUUCCCGUAGACUGAAUUUUAAUGAGGUCCAACUUUGUGGAAAUAAGUGCCUGUCACACUGGGGUUAGACACCAGUUGACCUUCACCUUAGUCUACGCAGUUUGAUGGAUCAUUUAUCCUUGGAAUGUAUUGAUCGUUCCACCAACCCUCCAUGAACUCCUGGGUUAGUAUAUUCUCUUUAACCCAUACUACUUUAUUCCUGAAGCUUACCCAGCAGGUUAGAGAGAUAAGCAGCUAGGAAAGAAAAAUCUGCUUCAAACAUGAUGGUACAGGAAGUGGUCAUAUAUAUCCCCUUCUAAAACUGGAGAGAUGUGUGUAGGGUAAGCAGGAACAGGCCUGAUGGCUCCUUUAAGGGAGUUUCUGCACAUUGAGCAAAUAAGGCUCUGACAAAAAAGACCCACUGGGAGGGUUAGCUUCUAAUGACGGCUCCAUAUCCACAUGCAUUGAUCACCAAAUACAGCUCAAAAAAUGUUGGGUCCACCAUGUUACAAACAGAAAUAUAUCCAAGAAAGAGGUUGGGAAGACUAGAAAACCAGAUGUGCCUGUCCCCUUCAGUCCACUCACGUGUUCUUUUUCUACAACUGGUUUCUUCAAAUGCAGUUUCUUUAGCACUAUUGUCCUUUUUUUUUUUUUUAACAAAACCACUAGUUAUUUUUUAAAUUUUAUUUUCACUUUGUGCAUGAUUUAUUUUUCUGUCCUCUUUCCACCUCUUAUUGAUCAAAUUCACCCUGUGGCAACUGCUUCAGAAAUCUGAACUGGAACUUUCGAGUCUUAUGCCAGCUGAAUGUGGACACAUAUUUCUGAGUAGAACAAGAGAAAUUCAAGUGCAUCUUGGAACACAGUGGUGUCUUGCAUUUUAUAGCAGCCAUUUUGGACUGGAUCAGACCUCUGGAGGAGUUGACUUUUCUGUUACUAGGUCAUCAUUCCAUUUACUCUAAACCAUGGCAGUGGUACAUCCACAAGCUGUAUGUAAGCCCUAUGACCUUAAGUUUUUUCUUUUUUUUUUUUUUUUUUUUAACCACUAGAUUGAGGACUGUAUUUAAAGAGUACAACUGCUAAAUGGUAACUAACUCUUGGAUUCUGAACAACCAAUCGACACAAAGACAAACUGUCAAGUGGCCAGAGAAGCCACAAAUUGACUGCAGUUGUAGAUGGCUCUGAUGCUGUGAAAUAGAUGGCAACCAUCAGUGUUUCUUCUUUUGUUUGAAGAGGAUACUUACAAUCCAGGACUUGAUGCAACAAUGUUCUUCAGUCAUAUAAAAGUAGAUUGGAAGCAGCCAGUGGAUGCCUCAAAGAAGUUUUCUAAGGAAACAUUGGAGAGCAGAGGGCAUUUUGUUCUAUUUUUGGUAGCAAUUUUUGACUGUCCAGUAGUAGCAAUUUCCACCAGUUCUAUGUAAACCAUUGAUCUGGUUCUCAAAAGAGGAAAGCUGGCUGGAGUUCUUCAACUGGUAGUAAAUGUUAGCCAAGCAGAAAGAGAGCAGUUUUCCAAGAUGGACCAUUAUAUUUCAAGGUGGUUUUAAUUUUCCUUUUUUUUUUUUUUUUCUCCCAAAAUAGUAGCCACUAAUAUUUAAGCUGUUCAUGUGCAUCUACUGGGAGGAGAAAAGAUAUGUUUAACAGAUACCUGCAGUCCAGCCUGGCUUGUUGGCAUGAAAUCUUGAGGUGUGAGCAUGGGGAUGGACAGGAUGGUAUUGUUAAUAGCGCUAAGGUCCUGCAAAGUGAAGUUGCUGUCUCUUUUUUUGCUGUUUGCUUAUUUGCUGUACAAUUCUGGAGGCUGGGGUAGUGCUGGAAAAGGAGGAACCCACAUAUGGUGUCUGUCCCUUCCACAGCAGCAAAUGUGCAGCAGUGCAUUCAAUGCAGGGAGUUUGCAAGAAGGUCUCACAGCUUCUGGGAGAUGCACAGCUUUGAGAGUCACCCACACGCAGUUUAUCUAAAUGGUUCAAAAAAUAAACUGACUAGAAACCUAUUAUUCAGCAUGUGUGUGUAUAUACACACACAUGCCUUCACAAAAAAAAAUAUAUAUAAAUAUUGAAUGAACAUUUAUUUAUUUUAAAGCCCUUCAGAAGGACCUAGUAAAUGGUUUUAAUGUGGUAUUAUGUUAAAUUGUUUCUCCCCCUGUCUCUCACACAUAUGUGCAAAGUCACUGUUACAUUUUCGUGUGUGUGAUAGAAUAGCUCUUCCCCUCCAAAGUAAAGCCAGAUCCAAACUUGCUCAAAAUAUGAGGAUUUUGGGGUCUGAAUUACUAUUUCUGGCUCCACUCUUUAAAAAAAAAAAAAAAAGUUCUUAAUUAAAGAAUCAACCACAACUUAUGUGCAUUAUUAUUACUAAUUAUUGUUAUAUUUAAACCAUGGGCCUCAUUUUCCUUCUUUUCACUUGUGUCUCUGUCUCCAUUGACCUCGCUGGAGUAACUCCACAUUGCACUGGUGUGAGAGGAGAAUAAGUCCCUAGAUGUAGAAGAGAAGGCAUUGUGGGCAUAAAUAUUGUUGUGAAGAAAAUGCCUGGGUCAGAUGGGAUAGGGUAGCUUGGUGUGUUUGGCAGCGGGGGGGAGAGAGAAAUGGGUGGGCAAUAAGACAGACUGUCAAAGCUUGACUAGAGGAAGGCAGCAAAGAGUGAAUGAACUACUGAGUGAAAGAGCUCUUCUGUGUAUUAUAACUCACGCACUGAAGCCUGGAUGCUUUCUGUAAGUAUUUAAAAAAAAAACAAAA